Molecule: messenger RNA, 3392 nt
Organism: Centropristis striata (black sea bass)
Lineage: Eukaryota; Metazoa; Chordata; Actinopteri; Perciformes; Serranidae
Product: nuclear GTPase SLIP-GC-like
Exons: 25
Coding region: 177-2708 (843 amino acids)
Molecular function (GO): GTPase activity
Source: RefSeq, a predicted model, not a curated record
CCUUUGACUGAGUCGUUUAGUAAGUUUCGAUUUCCUUUUUUGGGUGGGGUCUGACUGUCGAGAGGCAGAUCUGUGACGGACUCCUCUCGCUCGCUACACAACCGGAAGACAAACACUGAUCUACAUAUAAAUGUAGAUAUCUUUACAUUUACACUUUAUAGUUGCUGUUCUUGAUCAUGGAUGAUUUUGUUCGGAACAAAUUAACUGAGUGGGGUUUCAGCGAGUGGAUAGACAAAUUUAAAGAUGAGGGCAUUGACGAGGAAAGUCUUCUCUGCCUCGGUGAUCUCGAAAUUGCUGAUUUGAUCCCAAAAGUGGGACCAAGGGCAAAAUUCAAAAACUACCUCCUGUUGUUAAAGAAACAAAAGACAACAGAUCCAGAAACAGUUGAUUCCUCUGCUCAAGUGCCUAAAAGAAAGCAUGCGGAUACUCCUGGAAUGAUGGACACUGAAAGGACGAAACGGAAGUCAAACGACGAGCUGAGACCUGACCUGGAAGAACAAAACACAACAGAUCCAGAAACAGGUUAUUCCUCUGCUCAAGUUUCUGCAUCCACCAGUGACACAAGUGAUAAAGGAAAGAGAAACUUGGAUCUUCACGACCGGUCCAACGAAUGGCAGUCACCAACUCGAAAACCACGACUUGACACUAAACUGGGAUCAUACUCAGAAGGAAUCAUACUGUCUGAUGUGAAAACCAUCAUGAGAUGUGUCCAGAAAAAACUGCCUAACCAAGACAACAAGCUCAACAACUUCCUCAAGCAAAGCAUCCGUGAUUUGGAGACAGACAAGAGGGAGCUGGUUGGUGUCUUUGGUAAAACCGGGGCUGGGAAGAGCUCUUUGAUAAAUGCAAUCAUUGGAGUGAAGAAUCUCUUGCCAUCUGGAAGUGUCAGUGCAUGUACUUCAGUCAUGAUUAAAGUCGAGGCUAACAGGCACAACAUGAAGUACGAGGCACACAUUGAGUUCAUCACAAAAGAGGAGUGGAAAGAUGAGUUGUGGACCUUGCUGAAUUUCCUCGAGGAUAACGCAGAUCAGGAGAAUGACGAGGAUUAUUGUGACACCGUUGAAAAGCUGUCAGCUCUGUAUGGAGAGGAAUGGAGAAACAAAUCUGCGGAAAAUCUCAUGGAAUACAAACAUUUCAAAGAAAUCCCAGAAUUUCUCCAUUCCAAGAGCAAGAUUUUGACAUGUGAAACAGCUAAAGAGCUCUCUGCGAAAUUUGUCAAAUACACAAGAAGUGACUCAAAAGACGGAGAAGCGAAAGGAGUAAAGAGGUGGUACUGGCCACUGGUGAAGUGUGUGACUGUGAGGGUGCCAGAUAAUGAUUUUCUCCAGCACGUCACACUUGCGGAUCUUCCUGGAAAUGGGGACUGUAACAAGAGCAGAGACAAGAUGUGGAAAGGGGUUGUUGAAAGUUGCUCUACUGUGUGGGUCGUGACUGACAUUAAUCGAGCAGCAGCAGAGAAGGAAGCCUGGGAGAUCCUGGAAAGUGCCAGCAACCACAUGGGAAAUGGUGGCGAGUGUCAGCAUAUUCACUUCAUCUGCACCAAGUCAGAUAAUAUUGACUGGGAUGAUCAGUCAGCAGCUGGUGUUCGUGAUCUCAUAUUUAAAAGAAACAAUCAAGCCAAGGAACAAGUGAAACAAAAAUUCAGCAAACUAAACCAGGUUAAGAAACAUUUCAGUGAUGAAUGUUUCGAAGUGUUCACAGUGAGCGCCAAAGAGUUUCUAAAAAAGAAACAUCUAGACGCAGAUGACACUGAGAUACCCAAACUUCAGGACAUUCUGCAAGAUCUCAACGACUGUCACUCAGAGACAUUAAACUAUGUGUCUGGAUCUCUUGGGAUUCUCUCUCUGAUUCAAGGGGCCAGUCGUAGACAAGGGGCUGACAAGACAGAUGUGUGCACAGAACUUGAAGAAAAGAUGAAGAAUGAACUUUAUAUUGUCAGAAAAUCCAUGGAAAAGACUCACAGGUCUUUUGAAAGAUGCCUCAGUGAGGGUGUCGAAAACUCCAAAAGUUCAUGGGAAAGAAAUUUAAAGUCGGUCUUACAUCCUCCUAGGAAGAAGGAUAAAGGUUUUCACAGGACAUUGAAGUGUAUAGUUCAUAACGGCGGCAUACACAAACCAAAAGGAAAGAAAGAAAUCAACCUGAACAUGAAGUUGGCUUCAUGUCUGACUAACAGCAUUGAUGAGGAAUUCAAGAAGACCUUCCCAAAUGAAGGAAAAAGUGAACCAUUUAAUGGGAUCAUCAACAAGUUUUCACUUGGCACAAAGAGGAUGAUGGGAGAGGGGCAAAAAUUCAAAGAUGUUGAACUGCAACUGACAUUUCUCAGCACAGAGGAAGAAAUAAUUAAGGCAAAACUGAACAAAAUCAUCCGGGAGCGCAAGAAAAUAAUCUACAGCAGUCUGAUGAGGACAAUCGAGGAAGCCAUGCAAGAAUGCUAUCAAAGAGCAGCAGAAUUUACAGGAACCGGCUCACUGGACAAUAUGAGGAGAACAAUUGAGGAACAUGUACAUAAUUCAGGGAACAUCAUGUUUGAGAAGGCGAAAAAUGAAAUGUUGAACCAGCUGGUCAACCUGAAGAUGGAGAUCCUGGAGAAACUGGAGAAAACAAUGCAGGACUCAUUGGAGCUGUCACUCAAGACAGAUGGUGACUCGAUCCCAGAUGUUCAAGCGGAGCUUGAGAUGGUGAAGAAGCACUACAUUGAACUGAUGUGAAGCCCAGCUGCACUGCAUCCAUGACAUCUGCACAGGUUUGCUCAGUGGAGAGAAACUGCAGAGGCCUGAUCACCCACUGAAGGUUCCUGCAGGCAUUAGAGAGGAGAGGCUUCUGGAUUUAGUCUCAACCAGUUUUGUCAAGUUAUUAUCCCUGUUUUUAUAUGUACUAUUGUUGUUUGGUGGUGGUGAAUUACAUGUAGCGAGGUUUUAGAUUUUCUGGUUCUGUUAGGACAUUUUUGCCUUCAAUGGAUUAAAGAUCAGAGGCAGAAAUGCGUGGAGAAAGAAAGAGGGAUGACAUGCAGCAAUCCCAAUCAGAUUUAAACAUUGUGAUUUUAAUGUUUUAGCCAUUAGGCCACUAUGAAGUCCAAGAGACUCUUUGUUUUUAAUGAUUUAACUGUUUUUUUCUUCUUCAAUAUAUUUUCACGUUUUUUGUCCGUGAUUUAUAUUUUAGUAGUUUAGCAUGCUGAAAUUUCAAUGAUUUUAUAGUCGUCCUGAACCUGGAUUACAGUACAUAUCACAGGUUGGAUUGGACAUUUUUCUUUCAUAUUCAAUGACAAAACUGCUUGUUUGUUCAUCCAAAUAUGAGAAAUAAAGAGAACUAGAUGAUAGCAAUAAACCUGUUUAUCUUUAUUGAACCAUUGUGCUAUUAAUAGCUGCAACAGUGAUGCUUGUAUAAUUUUUACU